GUGAAAUAGCAGCAGCUGGUUUGUCUUCUUCAUACCUGAUACGUUUUUGAUAGCAACUAUCAGGACUUGACACCUAGAGUUAAUGUGAGACUGUGGUGCAUUAGGAAUGAGUAAAAGGGGGAGGAGGAGGAACAGCAAGAGGAGGAAGAGCUCCAGCAGCAGUAAACGUGAGUCGGAGAUUUGGGUGGAGGGUGCAACAAGGUUAAUCCUGUGCUUAGCUGAGUCACAUUUUUUUCCACACCUGUGCAGUUUGCCAAUAUUUGGACUUAUUUGAAACAGUAGAGGACUAGUGAUAGCUAGUGAAUAAAGGGUUUUAUGAGGUUACAAACAAGUUAGGCUCACCAUUGCUGUCCAUUGAGCAUGUGCUCAGUACUAUACACAUGGGCUGUCUCCAUAAAUAGACUUGCAUUCACACUACUCCAGCCAACUGACAAAAUGCCACCAACAAUUCAAACAUUUUAAUGUAACCUCAUACAACGGUUGGUAUGAUAUCCUAGGAAAAGUUACUAAUUUGUCGUGCGUUUUCCUAAGAAAGCCUGCAACGCAUGUCAAUUUUCAAAGUCUUUUCAAAAUAAACUUCCAUCUUCACAGGAAACAACUCUGUUGGGUUUGAGCAACAAGAUCUGGGAAGCGAUGGAGAAAUACUUUUUUAGGUUUAGGAAAAGAUCGUCAUUUGGAAUAAAAUAACUACGGAUGUGCCCUUAUCUUAAUAUCUACGAAUAUUUUUCAUAGGUAUAGCCACGAUUGCUGGAUGAAUAUUUAAAGGGAUCUGGCAGAGAGAGUGUUACCAUACAGCUUUCAAAAGCAGAACAAAAGUAACAAUGUCAGCUACAAAGCUGACAUUGUUGAAAAGGGUUAGACAGAUUCUCUGCGAAAGGAAAAUGUCCUGUCGGGAUCGGAAAAUGAGGAAAAAUACAACGCUCCACCCAAAGAAAAAAGAGUUAAACGGGAUCAUCAUGUGAAUUCAUUUACAAAACAAAGAAGUAUUUAUACCAAAACGACAGAGGACAAAGAGAAAGGAGUGAGGACAGUGACGUCGGUGUCUGUCAAUGACGUGGAAGAUUCCCCCCCGAAGAUCAUUUUUCAGCAGUCACGUGUACUCUUAUCUGAAAAUCCAACCCACUCAACACCAGUUACUAACAUCAUGAAAAUGAACUGCAAUGGGUCACAUGUGAAAUUGGAAAUUCAAGAAACUUUACAAUUGAAUACUUCUGGCAUCAAGACCACGUUUGUUUUAAUGAAUGAAAAGGAAAACUGUGCUGAUGUGUUUUUUAAGAGCAAAUGUGAGAAGACAUGGUUACCAAAUAAUGAGUCAUCUGAGCAGCCAUCACAAAAUGUGACUAAUCACAACGGCAAUCAAAGCUUAAAUUACAGAUUUACCUUUGGCAACAUGAGUGAACAAACGGAGUCUCAUAGUGAUUCCAAAUCUGUCAGUCCAACAAAUGUAUGGCACAACACAAACUUUCAAUGCUGUGGGGAUCACAAACUAAUAUCAACAGACUUUAUGUUGACAAAUCAUCCGUCUAGACCACAACCAUUGUUAAACAUCAAACCUCAAGGGAAGAGGAAAAACUUUGACAAAAGCAUCGGAAGUGAUCAGUUCUGGGACAUUCCUCCACCCCAAGAGUUUGCAGACUUUAAAAAUAAUAUUUUAGAAGACCUAACACACUGCCUGGCUGCCUGUAGAAUUGUAGAAAGUUCUGCUGACAAAAAGCAAAAGGAGUUUCACACGACACCUAACAUUACCUGUAAGGAUGAAUCUCGAUGGCCAUUUUCUUUAGAAGCAGAGGAAAGAGCAGAUCUGGCACCUUUGUUCCAUCAAUUAUCAGAAUCUGCCAGCUAUGAGCCAAUGCUCAUGAGACCUUCCUUGUCUACCAACAGGUCCAGCUUCACCAAAGAUUUCAUCAACUGUCAAAAGAGAAAAUCCUGGAUUAGAAACAACAGUAUUGCCACUGUGGAACACAGAGCAUGUUUGUCACCAAAGAAAAGAUACCAAACAUAUCCUGGGAUGUCAGAGGGUCUAGGAUUGAUGCAGGAAGACUUUCUGUCUCCCUCUACUGAAUCCGUUCCCUCUUUAGUCAUGUGCUCACUGCUUCUCCAAACUGAGAGGCUGGGAAGGAUUCACCAGGGCACUGACAUGUUUUCUGCAUUCGGAAUAGGAAAUUAUAAUUCUUCACAACCAAAGGGACGUUCCAAACUUGCCUCAGAAAACCUAAACAGCUGUGAUGGAAAGCAAUCAUUGCUGAGUCCAUUCUAUAUGAGCAGCUCUGAGGAUAUACCUGAUGAUGUGUUCUCUGUCAAUGAGCAAUGUCGAAGACAAAGCAGCAUCAGUUACCGUCGUACAACAGGCGGACAACAGGAAGUAGACUUAAAACAGAGCAUUUGUAUGUACGUGGAAAGUCUGGACAAUAUUGAUCAAAGUGAAGUGGCAGACAGUGGAUUUGACCAAGAAAUGGGGGAAGUAGAAUAUCACAGCCCAGAGCCCCUGACAGAGGAGUUGAGUCAAAGAGCCCUUGCCAUUCAUCCAUCCUGCAGGGGCUCAGAGGAACAUAUAUUACAGAGCUAUCCUGUAAUAUUACUCCUCAAGGACAAGAUUGAAAGUGAAAGCCAAGAGGAUCCAGUCUCAGUUUUACCCAAACAUAGUAAGUCCUCAGUCAUGACAGUACCUGUUGGUGCACACGAGCAAAGAUUCUUGCAGAUGGACUCAAGAUCAUCACUGGGUGGUUUUAUGGAAACAAAUGGUAGAACUGCCCUGGAAGACCCUUGCAUAUCCCCUUUGCAGGAUGUGAACUCUCUUUCAUUAAACACAAAUGAGGUUACAGAUGAGAUUGAACCUAAACCAUUUGGUGAAAAAACAGGAAAUGCCAACCCUUCUUUGCCACUAAUGAUAACAGAGGAUUCAGACAAACCUGGAGUCACUGCAUCAUGUCCUGCCAAAGGUUCUACAGAUGCAGAAAUCCAUGCAAAAGAGCAGCUCGGUAAAACGGACAAGGCAGAUAAACACUUUGUAUCCAGAUCUUCCUUAGAGGCCAAACAGCAUCUGAAACCUGUGGUUGAUAAACACCCAGACAGCAGUGGCUCUGACCACUGGGCCAGGAGGCGAAAGCUCUUCAAGGAGAGCAAGGAAUGGAGCUCUGCUGGAGGAAGCUCAAUGACCAGUGAUAUCACAGAGGAAUCAGUGUCAGAGGACACUUGCUCGAUGGACAUGGCAAUUCAAGACAAUGAAGACAGGGGCUUUUAUACAGAGACCUUCCAUUCUUCUGCAUGGAUUUACCAAGGAGAUGAUGUAGACUCAGCUGCCAUUCCUUCCGGCCUGAACACCAAAACUCGAGCUGUCUCAAUUCGGGAGAGAACUGUCAAGAUCAGCAGAGGGACAGGAGAGUAUCCUUGGGGCUUUCGAAUACAGUUUUCUAAACCCAUUGUAGUUACAGAGGUAGACACAAACGGGGCUGCUGAGGAAGCGGGGUUGAUGGUAGGAGACUCUGUCCUAGCUGUCAAUGGAACUGAUGUCACCAGCGUUCCUCAUUCUGAAGCUACUGAUUUGGCCAGGCAAGGUCCAGAUGUUUUAACGUUGACUAUUGGGUCAGACAUUGCUCGUGGUCCCAACACCCCCAGACCAACAUGUCGUGGUUAUCUUCACAAGCGUACCCAGUCUGGUCUGUUUAAAGGCUGGAGGAAGAGGUGGUUUGUACUCACACAUGACUGCUGCCUUUUCUACUACAGACAUAAACGGGAUGAAGCCAAGAGGCGGGCUUUGUUCGCAGUAAAACUGGAAGGGGCUGAGGUGGGACCAGAUAUUUCCCUGGGAAAACAAUUUGUGUUCAAGUGCCGCCCUCAAUCCGGUAACAGAGUGUACUUCCUGUGUGCCACUUCCAACCAGGAGAUUAAACGGUGGCUUGAGGCUUUGGAGAAAGCUAUUCAUCCCAUCACACAGAACCAUGUGUGGAUGGAUGUCACCAGACACAACUCUAAUCUGCCCCCGCUGGCUGUGAAAAACCCAGAGUGUCUUGGACUGCUCCACAAAAUGGACAAAUACAAGGAAAUGUGGGUACAGCAAUACUGCAUUCUGAAGGAUGGUUGCCUCUACUUGUACAGCGGGAUCCGUGCUACUCAUGCACAUGGUGGGAUUUACCUUCAGGGGUACAUGGUGCGAGAGCAGCCCUAUGGAUCCAAGAAAUCCACCAUUGAGCUGAAACCGCCGACUGAUGAGUUCAAGGCUUUCUACCUCUGUUCUGAAAAUCCUAAUGAGAAUAAACGAUGGAUCAUAGCUAUCAAAGCUUCAACAAAGAGAUGGCUACCUUUACGUUCGGUCUUUCAGGAGUACAUGAAUCGGCCAUCAGAAGAGAUCAGAAUGUGAGUCGGACGCACCCUGUGGAUCGCUGGAUACGCUUCCUGUUUGUAGCUGUAGCAUUUUUUUCCCUGUGCUGCUUAUUUGUUACAGAGGAUGAAUUCCCUCAGGGAAGUCCUGAGAAAAUUAGGCCACAGUUUUAGUAGGGCGGUCAGUUCAUGCCAGCUUAUUUACAUAAAGCUCGAUUGCAAAUGUCAAAGUGCAAAAGCAAAUGUGAGGGACGAGAACAACUGAGAAACAGUACUUCAUAUAUUGCUCUUCAUUUCCCUCUUCAGUUUGACAUUGUUGUCCCUCUCUUGUCACACAAUUUUAAAUUCAAGCUCUUCCAUUUGAACUUACAGGCCAUAGAUACAAAUGAAUCUAUGACCUCAUGAUCUGUGGAUCAAAGUCAUUUACCAUUGUGGCUUUUUUUCCAUUGAAAUUAUCCUGAACACUUCCCUAUCUCUGUCGGCAGUGCUCUUAAGAUGGGUUGAAUGCUCCGGUCAUAUUUCAUGUAUGUACCUGUACGUAUAUGACGAUUGAAAUAAAGUUAGUUUAAUAUCAUUUUUAUGUUUUCAUACAGUGUUUGGAAUCUCUUAAAAUCUUUGGAGAGGUUUGUUUGUAAUAUGAAAUACUGGCAUUUCUAUGCAUACAGAUUCUGUAUUACUGUGUUUUGUUUUUAUUGCUACACUGCAAACUUUUAGAAUAUAAAUGUGCUCUCAUGCUCAACAGUUAGUAAUGCAUCAACGUGUUUGUCAAAUAAAUUCUACAAUCAAA
Molecule: messenger RNA, 5104 nt
Organism: Anarrhichthys ocellatus (wolf-eel)
Lineage: Eukaryota; Metazoa; Chordata; Actinopteri; Perciformes; Anarhichadidae
Gene: pdzph1
Product: PDZ and pleckstrin homology domains 1
Exons: 13
Coding region: 1145-4357 (1070 amino acids)
Molecular function (GO): protein binding
Source: RefSeq, a predicted model, not a curated record